Oryctolagus cuniculus (rabbit) is the source of this 9462-nucleotide messenger RNA. NCBI's taxonomy places the organism in Eukaryota, Metazoa, Chordata, Mammalia, Lagomorpha, Leporidae. The record is from RefSeq and is a predicted model, not a curated record.
CUGUGGGGGUGCUUAGCACCUCCCUGGCCCCCUGCCCCCUCAUGGUUAAGGACACCCUGAGUCCUCGCUUUUGUGAUCACCCCAAAAUGCCUCCAGAUGUUGCCCCAAGCCUCCCAGUGGGGCCAGCUCAAUUGAGAACCUCUAGUCUCACCUGUUUUUCCAAACUGGGGACUUUUAGGAUCUAUUUUCAGCCUUAAGGAUAAGCAGUAAUAGCCGCGUGGACUCAAAGGCCUUGGAAAGGGAGAGUGACUCCCCAUUGUCCCAGCCCCAGAGCGAGCUAUCUAGAGGCCGAGGACAGCCCUGGGUCGGGAGUUAGAACGGUGCAGGCGGCAGGCGGUGAGCUGUCCGUCACAGCCGGACCUGCAGGCAGGCAGAUGCCCGCCCUUCCUCUGGCGGUGCCCUUGGCCUCCUCUGCCGGGCUGAGCCCCUGGCCGGCUCACUGGGGCACGGACGCCAGUGCAGUGUUUGUGCCGUGCACUCCGGGGCUGUCUCAGCUCUGCCGCCCGCCCUCUUGCUGUGGCAGAUGGUUUUGACCUCGUGUUAGGAACUGGCUGCUCCUAGGCCAGCCUCUGUCUUAACGUCACGGUGUCACCAUUUACAAGAAUCAUCGUCGGUGGCUGCACACGGGGACUCACAGCUGGGGUGCCUGGGAGGGUCGGGUGCCGGCUGUCAGCGGGUCGGUCAGCGGAGCCGUCGCCAAGAAUGCGAGGACUAGGUGGUCAGCAGCGUUUGCGUGAACUGCGUGGCAGUGGUUCCCUGGGCCCAGCCAAAUCCCCGGCUUCCUCUGACUGCUGUCCAGCCUUGCGGUGCUCAGACACUUGGAAUCUGUGGGCCUUCCGCUUCUCCAGGGAUCUGGCCUUCAGGGGUCCCUCGUGCAAGCCGGGCAGGACCAGCCUGGCUGCAGCUCCUCAGCCCCCGUGCCACCUCCUUUGUCACCAGCCCAGCCUCCCGCCUCUGGCGCCCUGGAACACUUUCAUCCUGUGCUCCGGGGUGGGCCGACGGUGCUGAGGACCCACAGGUCACGGGCCAGCACCAGUGCCUGCGUGCAUCCAAGCCUCCGAGUUGCCCGGCUUUGCCGCUGGGGCUGCCGGUGCUUGGGGAGGGCCCCUGCGUGUAUGCAUGUGCCCCGCAUUUCUGUGUGUGCGUGGGGAGGAUGCUCAGGCCCUCCCGGCGCAGCCUCUGCGGUGGGGCUUGGCACAUCCCCGGCCUCUGCUGCUCUCACCUCCGCGGGCAGCUCAGGCGCGCAUCCGGGAGCCCGGAAACUUGAGCUCUGCCCGGCUGCGCCUGGCGACGAUGACCACGUCCCCGGCUGCCGGCAGCGGGCUGGAGGAAGCUUGGCACCGUGGCAGAGGCAGAGAGCUGCAGAAGUGCCGCAGGUUUUUCAUAUGGAAAUGUGAAAUAAUGGGGUGAUUAAAUAGAGCUGUAUAUUAAAGUACAUCUGACAUUAGAAUUACCAUAAUGUGCUGUAGCCUUAGGCUGAGUGCUUUAUUUGCCAUCUGCGUCGGCCCAAAAUCCCCCGGGGAAGCGCUAAAAUAUUCUGAAUAAACUCAACCCGAGUCCUUAUUGAGAGUAAAAUACCAUUUGUGGCACGUCGUAUUGAUUCGUCUUAAUUGCGGUGCAGAAAAGAACAUUCACUGGCUGAUGACUUUUGUGCUCCGUGACAAGCUGGCUGGAGUUCGUCUCACACUGCAGUUGGUUAACCUGGGCAGACGGUGGACGCAGCCAGGCGGGCACCUGGGCUGCAGCCGCGGGAGCUGCGGUGCCUCCUCCCCCGCCCCGGCCCCGGCGGACACACAGCUGGGGCUCCCGGCCAGCCCCCUGCUCUCCUGGGUUGGGGGGGGGUGAGGCAGAGGAGAGGGGCACCCCACGUGAGGGCAGAGGAAACUCUCAAGGUAUCACCCCCAGGCCGCUCCCUGUGCUGGCCUUGUCACAGAUGCCCUGGCCAGCUGCGCCCAGGGUGCCCUCGCCUCCACCUCGGCCCUUGGUUGGAGAGAAGCGCUGUGCAGAAGGAGGAUAAAAGGGCCCGCUCACGCAGGCAAAGGCGGUGACCCUGGGACCAGGUACGGCCCCAGCCCCUCUCCAGGGUGGAGUCGCCAGCAGGAGCAGUCAGGGGGCCCCACGCGGCUCCCCCCUGCCACGCGAAGUCCAGUUUUUACCCCAUAAUUGCCUAUCAUUAUCCACAAUUUAAAUAUUCAAACAUUCCCCACAAACCCUGGGCUGGCGUGUCGUCAUUACAAAUUCAGAACAAGGGAAUAACCUUUAACUUCAGGGACAAAUGAGACAAAUUUACAAGUGCGCCUCUGCCGCUUCCUGUGCUUCAUCAGUCCCCGCGGACCGGAACACUUUUGCUGUAACACCGCUCGGAACAAUAUCCAUAUAUUACUACUUGUUUGUAGUGUGUGGGUAACGAGUCCCCUCUGCAUUGGCUAACCUAUAUAACUCGGCAUCCAGCCUCUCUAUAACGUCAAUUAUCUCCGCAGAGCUAAACGUACACUCCAUUAAAACCAGAUUUACUGCCCCUGCCAUACUUCUUGGGCUGGGACGUGGAGAUUUUUGUGGAUUUAAGGAAAGGAAGGAUGGCGGCCUGCCUCGCGGAGGAAGUCGUGAAUUAUGGAGCAGGGAGACUUCCUGUGUUCCUGGGAGGAGGAAGGCCCGCCCCCGGCCGGGCAGGAGGCUCGGGGCCCGCGUGUGAGCGACACCCGCACGCGCACCUGCGACCGGCUGCUUGCUUUUUUCUUUUUCUUUUCUUUUCUUUUUUUUUUUUUGCCUGUUUGUUUCCUGAUUCACUCCUUCUUUGUCUGCUGCGUGAUAAGGAGGGUUGGCUCGCAGCCUCCCUUUCACGUGCUCUGCGCGGUUGCCGUCCGCAGGGUUCUAGAGUGUUCUCGGGGAAGUCUGGGGGGGACAAGGGGGAGCACAGGCCUCAUGGACUCCUCGGUCAGAACCCACUGAAAGGUAAAGAUGAGCCUUCCAGCUACAUUUGCACAACAUGCAAGCAGCCCUUCACCAGCGCGUGGUUCCUGCUGCAGCACGCGCAGAACACGCACGGCUUCCGCAUCUACCUGGAGCCCGGGCCGGCCAGCAGCUCGCUCACGCCGCGGCUCACCAUCCCGCCGCCGCUGGGGCCCGAGGCCGUGGCGCAGUCGCCCCUCAUGAACUUCCUGGGCGACAGCAACCCCUUCAACCUGCUGCGCAUGACGGGCCCCAUCCUGCGCGAGCACCCGGGCUUCGGCGAGGGCCGCCUGCCCGGCACGCCGCCGCUCUUCAGCCCGCCGCCGCGCCACCACCUGGACGCGCACCGCCUGAGCGCCGAGGAGAUGGGGCUCGUGGCCCAGCACCCCAGUGCCUUCGACCGAGUCAUGCGCCUGAACCCCAUGGCCAUGGACUCGCCCGCCAUGGACUUCUCGCGGCGGCUGCGCGAGCUGGCGGGCAACAGCUCCACGCCGCCACCCGUGUCGCCAGGCCGCGGCAACCCUAUGCACCGGCUCCUGAACCCCUUCCAGCCCGGCCCCAAGUCCCCGUUCCUCGGCACGCCGCCGCUGCCGCCCAUGCCCCCCGGCGGCACGCCCCCGCCGCAGCCGCCGGCCAAGAGCAAGUCGUGCGAGUUCUGCGGCAAGACGUUCAAGUUCCAGAGCAAUCUGAUCGUGCACCGCCGCAGCCACACGGGCGAGAAGCCCUACAAGUGCCAGCUGUGCGACCACGCGUGCUCGCAGGCCAGCAAGCUCAAGCGCCACAUGAAGACGCACAUGCACAAGGCGGGCUCGCUGGCCGGGCGCUCGGACGACGGGCUGUCGGCCGCCAGCUCGCCCGAGCCCGGCACCAGCGAGCUGGCGGGCGACGCGCUCAAGGCGGCCGACGGCGACUUCCGCCACCACGAGAGCGACCCGUCGCUGGGCCCCGAGCCCGAGGAGGAGGACGAGGAGGAGGAGGAGGAGGAGGAGGAGCUGUUGCUGGAGAACGAGAGCCGGCCCGAGUCGAGCUUCAGCAUGGACUCGGAGCUGAGCCGCAACCGGGAGAACGGCGGCGGCGGCGGCGGCGGCGCGCUGGGCGCGGGGCUGGGCGCGGGGCUGGGCGCGGGCGGCGGGCCCGGGCUGCCGGGCGCGGGCGGCGCGGCCAAGGCGCUGGCCGACGAGAAGGCGCUGGUGCUGGGCAAGGUCAUGGAGAACGUGGGCCUGGGCGCGCUGCCGCCGCCCUACGGGGAGCUGCUGGCCGACAAGCAGAAGCGCGGCGCCUUCCUGAAGCGCGCGGUGGGCGCGGGCGGCGACCCCGGCGGCGGCGGCGGCGGCGGCGAGGACGACGCGGGCGACGCGGGCGCGGGCGGCGCGGUCAACGGGCGCGGGGGCGGCUUCGCGCCGGCGGCCGCCGAGCCCUUCCCGGGGCUCUUCCCGCGCAAGCCCGCGCCGCUGCCCAGCCCCGGGCUCAACAGCGCGGCCAAGCGCAUCAAGGUGGAGAAGGACCUGGAGCUGCCGCCCGCCGCGCUCAUCCCCUCCGAGAACGUGUACUCGCAGUGGCUCGUGGGCUACGCCGCGUCGCGCCACUUCAUGAAGGACCCCUUCCUGGGCUUCACCGACGCGCGCCAGUCGCCCUUCGCCACGUCGUCGGAGCACUCGUCCGAGAACGGCAGCCUGCGCUUCUCCACGCCGCCCGGGGACCUGCUGGACGGCGGCCUGUCCGGGCGCAGCGGCACGGCCAGCGGCGGCAGCACGCCGCACCUGGGCGGCCCGGGCCCCGGGCGGCCCAGCUCCAAGGAGGGCCGCCGGAGCGACACGUGCGAGUACUGCGGCAAGGUGUUCAAGAACUGCAGCAACCUCACCGUGCACCGCCGCAGCCACACGGGCGAGCGGCCUUACAAGUGCGAGCUGUGCAACUACGCGUGCGCGCAGAGCAGCAAGCUGACUCGCCACAUGAAGACGCACGGGCAGAUCGGCAAGGAGGUGUACCGCUGCGACAUCUGCCAGAUGCCCUUCAGCGUCUACAGCACCCUGGAGAAACACAUGAAGAAGUGGCACGGCGAGCACUUGCUGACGAACGACGUCAAGAUCGAGCAGGCCGAGCGCAGCUGAGCGCAGGCGCGCGCGCGCGCCCGUGCGCCCCGCACCUGCGCGCCCGCCGCCCCGCGCGCGCGCCCGACCCGUGUCUGCCAAGUCGCACGGAGACCCGAGGGUUGAUGGAGGCACUGAACAUUGUGGAGCCUUUUAACUGUGCAAUAAUUUCUGUAUUUAUUGGGUUUUGUAAUUUUUUUUUGGCAUGUGCAGGUACUUUUUUUUUUAAUUAUUAUUCUCUUCUGUUUAAAUUCCUUUAAGAAAUUUUGUUGGGUAUCCGUCCCUUCUUCGUUUUUUUUUUUUUUUUUUUUUUUUUAAAACAAACAAACCCCGUAGUAGCCUGAGCAAUGACUCGCAAGCAGUGUGGAGGGAGCCGAAUGUUUUAAAUUAUAAUUUGGGGUAGGGGCGCUGCUUUUUUGAGAUUUAAGCUAAGCAUGUGUAAUUUCUUGUGAAGAAGCCAACACUUCAACGAUUUUGAAGUUGUUUACUAUUUUAUUCCUUCCUUUUUACAUUUUUUUGGCCUGAAAUGAAAUGUGGCAUGCGGUUUCUGCCUUUUGUUUUGUUUCGUUUUGGGGGCAUGUCAGCGGAUAACAAUCCCUAACGUUGUAGCACUUUGUUUCAGAAGUGGAAUGGAGGCGCAGCCCAGGAGCUCCGACUCACAGAGGCCUUUUCUGUGUUCACUUCAGCUCUCACCGUUCUGUAAGGGAAACUUGGGGGGCGGCACCCCAAACUCAGCACCCCCCACCACCACCACGGGGGGGGCGGGCGGAGAGGGGUCUGAAGCUGGGUGUUGCCCACAGAUGCUGUCCUGGGUGCCCUCUCUGCUCUGUGCCCCAGGGGAGGCCAAACCACGGCCCGGCCCCCUGUGGGUCAGUGGCCUGUAAGUGAGUUCUUUCUGGCCACUUCUGGCCCCACAGGCCCUCUCCCCCAACUCCCACCACGGAAGCCCCAUGUCCCACGGUGCCAGCAGUGGUGGCCGAUCCUUUGCCGGGAAGUCACGUGGCCUGGUAGCCAGGGGAGGCAGUCGGUGCACACUGAGCUGGCCGGGCUGCAGGGACAGGGGGAGGAACCCUAGGAAUUUCUGCCCUUUCUCCGGAAGAGCAAGGGGAGAGACCCCGCCACUGGGGCCCCCCGCUGCUUCCCAGUUUUCCCCCUCUCGUUAGGUUGGAAGGAGCUCAGCAUUGGACUGUUAAGAUUAGACAUUUGGAUUCUGUUGACCCGCACUUUAAAAGCUUUUGUUUGCAUUUAAAUUCAAUGGCUUCUAAACAAGAAAUUGCAACAUAUUCUUCUCUUUGGCCCAGAGGUGGGUUGAACUCUAAGGGACAGCGAGAUUGAGUGUCAGUGUUGCUAAGCGUGGCAUUCACAAUGCUGGCACUAUAAAGAACAAAAUCAAGUUACUUGCUGGACAGUUCUGCUGCCACCCAAUCUGACGUGAGUGCCUUGAAAACUGAUCUUCCUAUCCGAGUCUCUUGAGACAAAUGCAAAAUUUUUUUUUUUUUGAAAUGAAAGGACUUUUUAAAAAAGUAAAACGAGAAAAGCCACAUUUACUUUAAAUUAAAAAAAAAAAUCCUGGUUGAAGAGAGAGGACAUGAAAAUGCCAUAGAAGACCCAAUCAAAUGAAGAAAUAAACCCAGCACAACCUUGGACAUCGCGAGCUGAACUGUACACAACCCCUUUUGCAUUUGGGACAACGCUGCUUAGAUGUGGAGCGGAGGUAACUUACUGCUGAACUUACAUGUUGCUAUCGUUGAAUGAAAAUAAAAACAAUUCAGGAACAACGGCUAAUUUUUUCUAAAGUUAAAUUUAGUGCACUCUGUCUUAAAAAUACGUUUACAGUAUUGGAUACAUACAAGGGUAAAAAAAAUUGUGUGUAUGUGUGUUGGAGCGAUCAUUUUUUUUUUCAAAGUUUGCUUACUAGGUUAUACAAAAUGCCACAGCGGCUGCGUGUAUAUUGUUUUCUUUUGGUGACGGGGUUUUAGUAUAUAUUAUAUAUAUUAAAAUUUCUUGAUUACUGUAAAAGUGGACCAGUAUUUGUAAUAAUCGAGAAUGCCUGGGCAUUUUACAAAACAAGAAAAAAAACUUUUCUUUUCCUUGAAAAUGUUGCAGUAAAAUUUAAAUGGUGGGUCUAUAAAUUUGUUCUUGUCACAGUAACUGUAAAGUCGGAGUUUUAGUAAAUUUUUUUCUGCCUUGGGUGUUGAAUUUUUAUUUCGGAAAAAAAAAUGUAUAGAAACUUGUAUUUGGGGAUUCAAAGGGGAUUGCUACACCAUGUAGAAAAAGUAUGUAGAAAAAAAGUGCUUAAUAUUGUUAUUGCUUUGCAGAAAAAAAAAUCACAUUUCUGCCCUGAACUUAUUUUUCUCUCCCUCCUCCCUCUGGAAUGGAUAUAUUGGUUGGUUCAUAUGAUGUAGGCACUUGCUGUAUUUUUACUGGAGCUUGUAAUUUUUUAACUGUAAGCUUGUCCUUUUAAAGGGAUUUAAUGUACCUUUUUGUUAGUGAAUUUGGAAAUAAAAAGAAAAAAAAAACAAAAACAAACAGGCUGCCAUAAUAUAUUUUUUUAAUUUGGCAGGAUAAAAUAUUGCAAAAAAAAAAAUUUGUAUGUCCAGCCCUACUGUGCAGGAGAGCAAGGGUUGUCUGACGCCCUGAGAAGGGACACGAGGAAGGUGUCCGCGCUCGGUUCACCAGUCGUCUCAGCCCUGUGUUUUUUUGUCGGAAUCGGCUCCGGCGGGCUUGGCUCCGAACGCCCCGAACCUUGCAUCAAGGCUCCUCGGUGUGGCCGCAGCAGGCCGGAUGGGCAGUUCUCCGUCCGUGUGGGGUGGAAGGAUGUCGGUUCCAUCCCUCGGAGUCUCCCUCGCUCCGAGAGGCCGGGUGCACCGGAGGAGGCAGCCAGACAGAGGUGCCCUCCCUGCCCCACCAGCACCUCCCGCCCUUGGGGGCAGAGAGCGGCACACCCAGCUGCAGGACCAGAAGGUGCGGGAGGCGUGGGGCGAGCGCCGUGAGACCAGGCAGGUGGCGUGUCCGUGUCCGGAGGGAGACCCUGCCAGGCCGGUCGGCGGCCUCUGCUCUGCCUUGCUCUGCUGCUUCUCCCCCUGCGUCCUUGAGGGCCUGGGCUGCCUCCCGUGCCUUCCCCUACCUCCUCCUCUGCCGUCCCCCUGCCCCCAGCCUCUGUGUGUCCUCUCUCUGUUCUUCCCAUUUGCAUUUGACUCCUCUUCUUUCUCCUUCAUUCCUCCCCCACUCCCCUUUUCUGUGUGUAAAGCCAAGUAGCUUUAAGAUAAUGGUGAUUUUUUUUGGAUGAGGGAAUAAUACGUUUUUUUUUUUUAAAUACGUAUAUCAGGAAGCCAUUUUUUAUUUCAGGAAAUGUCAGAAACCAUUAUUUUCCCAGCAUCCUUUGGAGGCAGUCCUUUAACUUUUGGGCGCUCUUCUGUGGGAUGAGCGUUUAGCUCCUGCCACUUCACCCUUGCAAAGGGAGAAGGGAGGGGAGGAGGUGGGAGCCGAAUCCGGGGUUCCGGCCUCCCACCCGCUGGACCUGAAUACCCAGGGGCCGCCCUCCCCCGUGGAAGCCCCGGGGGGCCCUGCACAGCCUCCGCGGCGGUGCCCAUGUAGGGUGAGAGGCUAGCAGCGCCCACCAGCUCACCCAGAAUCGCCAGGACUAAGCCAUCCCGAGGCACGGGCUGGGUGCCUGCGGCGCCUGCAGGGAGAGCAGCUUGCCUGUGUCCGGUGCUGUGCACCUGAGCCUGAGCACCCGGCCCGGCCCUCCGGCCCUCCGGCGUCGGCCACCCCGCCGAGCUCGGGCCGAUUCCGCACUGCCACAACUCUGCCCAAAGCUGCCCCAACUGGGAACCUGCCGCUUGCCAUUCGAGGGUCUUUCGUGGGGAGAGGAGCAGACUGCGUUAGUCUAAGCAAAAUGUGAAAAGUGAGGAAAUGCGUCUUUCCUCCGGUCCUGGUCCCCGGCGGUCGAAGGCUGUGCUGACCGCGGCAAACCUGUGAUUUUGGUGCUUCUUUGUAUCUCGGCCCGGCAAAGCCAAGUUCCAUUGAUCUAAGUUGUUUGCAUUUGUACUGGCAAGGCGAAAUAUUUUUAUUACCUUUUCUAUUACUUAUUGAAUGAGCUUCUGUUGUUUACUUGGAGGUUUGUCUUUUACUACAAGUUUGGAACUAUUUAUUAUUGCUUGGUAUUUGUGCUUUGUUUAAAAAACGGGCACUUUUUUUUUAUUAUGGAUAAAAUGUUGAGAUGACAGGGGGUCAUUUCAAUAUGGCUUAGUAAAAAUAUUUAUUGUUCCUUUUAUUCUCUGUACAAGAUUUUGGGCCUCUUUUCCCCCUUAAUGUCACAAUGUUGAGUUCAGCAUGUGUCUCCCAUUUCAUUUGUACGCUUGUUCAAAACCAAGUUGGUUCUGGUUUCAAGUUAUAAAAAUAAAUUGGACAUUUACCUUGA